UUUCUUGUAUCAAAACAAAAUCGAACUUGCUUUCGUUGAGUGAACGCGAAGUUAUGUCAAUUUGUAUUUUAUUGUUUUAUUUAUUCUUAUACAAAUGUAGAUAGGCUCAGUUAACAAUCCUCAGCCAAACAGCUGGACAACCAAAAAUGAUACAAAAAUUCUGAUCAAGAGAUCUGUUCAUAAAGACUGAAAACAGCCAACAUAGUAAAAAUCUCCAGGCAAUAACCAAUUUCACAGAAAUACCAGUCACAGUAACUCCACACGAAUAUCUAAAUUACUCCAGAGGAAUAAUAUCAAGUACAGACUUUUAAUGUGCCCAACUGAGGAAAUUUUAGAAAACCUGGCAAGCCAGGGAAUUUUAGCAGUCAGAAGAUUAACCAAAAAUGAAAUGGAUGUCACAAAUGUGUUUUAUUUACGAUGAAAAGGAAUACUUGAAGAAUAGAACUAUGUUUUAAUAUUUGCAAAUUUUAUACUAUUGAAAUAACUUGUGCCAAUUUAUGAUGUAUAUAGUUCAUGAUGUGUCAUAUCAAUAAAGUAAUUUAUUUUCUACAUCUGUUUCAACUUUAAGGUGCUACUUUCUCUUUUAUUACUAAAAAGAAAUAAAUGGAAUUUAACUCUUUAACAUGAGACUUUUGUUGUAUAAUAUUUCAAGAGAUAUAAGAAAGAUAUUAUAAUAGUGAAUGAAUUCAUAUUUUAUUAUAAAGUAUGGGACUUUGUUUAUGUAAAGAUAGGCAAUCACAUUCUGAUUGUGAUUCAAGUUACGGCAGAAGAACUUCAAUUAAUUCAGUAUCAGGAACUGUAAGUCAUGGAGAACAGUCUAAUCAUGUACAUCAUAUGUUAGAUUUAGUAGGAAUUGUGAGUAACAUGGUGACAACUGUUGAUAAAUUGGUCCUGGAAACACUUUCUGUCAUACACACACUUGUGGAUAAUGAUCAAGAACCACCACCCUCAAUGGUAAAACUUCAUGUAAUAGCAGAAAAAGAAAAUGGUUGGUUAACUGUUGUCAAUUCUAUGGUUCAUGUUAUUCCUAUGGAUGACCCACUUGGUCCUGCAGUUAUAACUUUAUUACUGGAUGAUUGUCCAUUACCAACAAAAGAAUCUGUUGCACUGUUACCUGGAAUGUUUAAAUUAUCAAGUGAUUUAUCUGUGACUGGAAAAGUAGAUCCUACCACUCAUCGAAAUAUUUGUGUAGUAUUAGGUUGCAUUGCUGAAAAACUGGCAGGUCCUAGCAGUAUAGCUCUACUGACCAAAGGAACAUUAGAAUAUCUUAUUACAAAUUUGAAUCCUGAAAAUAAUGUUUCUGUUAUUUUAUUCUCUCUAAUUGCAUUAGAAAAAUUUGCACAAACAAGUGAAAAUAAAGUCACUAUUAAUAGAUAUUUAGAAUCAUUAGAAGAAAAUCCGUUAAUAAAGUUAGAACCAUGGGUGAAUAACUGUGAUUAUAUUAAAUCCCAAGUGGGAUUUUGUGCUCAAUGGUGCCUGGACAAUUUAUUUUUAAAAGAGGGAAGGCCUUUUACAUAUGAGCAUGUUGAUCGCACAAAAUUAAAUGCAAUGCUCAACAGUAAUGAUGUUAGUGAAUAUUUAAAAAUAUCAGCUGAUGGAUUAACUGCAAGAUGUGAUGCUUCUUCCUUUGAAAGUGUUAGAUGUACAUUUCCAGUUGAUAAUGGUAUCUGGUAUUAUGAAGUUAUGAUUGUAACACCUGGUGUAAUGCAAAUUGGAUGGGCCACAAAAGAUAGUAAAUUUCUAAAUCAUGAAGGAUAUGGAAUUGGAGAUGAUGAAUAUUCUCUAGCAUAUGAUGGUUGCAGGCAAGUAAUUUGGUACAAUGCAUCUAGCCAUCCUCACAGUCAUCCCGCAUGGAAACCAGGAGAUAUCUUGGGAACAUUAUUAGACCUGGAAAAGUACAAAAUUAUAUUCUAUUUAAAUGGUUAUCCACUUAAGCCAUGUAAUCAAGUUUUUCGAUGUGCAAAGUCAGGAUAUUUUGCUGCAGCAAGUUUUAUGUUAUUUCAACAAUGUAAUUUUAAUUUUGGCCGAACUCCUUUUAAAUUCCCUCCUCAAAAUAUAAAAUAUCAAGCCUUUAAUGAUUUUGCCACAUUACUUGAAGAAGAAAAAAUUAUCCUUCCAAGGCAUAUUCAAUUAGAAAAAUUACGAAAUGCAAGUGUAAAAGAAGAUUCUUGUACAUUAUGCUGUGAUGGGGUUGCUACUAUCAAAUUAGAUCCUUGUGAACAUAGGGGAUUUUGUACCAGGUGUGCCUUGCAAUUGGAAAUGUGCCCAAUCUGUAGAUCUGAAAUCAAGUCAAGAUUGGAAAUGACAUGAUCAAAAACUACAAGAUGUCAACGAUUACCUCGCAAGUAUCAUCAGACGAUUGAGUCAUAUAUCUUUCCAGUGGAAACUCAGACAACCUCACUGCUUCACAUAUAGGAAGUUACAAUCAUUUAUGGAUGAUGUCGAAGGAUCCGUGAAGUCGAAAAGAAAGAAAAGAAAAAUCCGUUCAAAAAUGACAUCAGUUUACUUUCUUUAUACUUAUUGUUUUCUCCUAAAAUAAUAGGAAAUUUUGUUAAUAAAGCACGACUGAUUUAUUGUUUGCUUUUAUAUCACGAAUGUUACUACUAUCUUCGAACACUAUCAUCAUUCAGCCAUAAUAUUUAAUUCUUUUUAUCAUUUUAAGAAUCUGGAUACAAAUUCCGGUCUCGUUUGUAUGAUUUAUACAAUGUUAUCGUUGUCCAUCAUACGGAACCGAUAUUAAUAGAAUAAUGAAUGAUAUGUUCUUAUUACAAAAUUUCGAAAAAUUUAUAUUUUUAUUAUUUAUUU
Messenger RNA from Centruroides sculpturatus (bark scorpion), 2805 nucleotides. Its product is annotated as RING finger and SPRY domain-containing protein 1-like. Gene Ontology annotation, cellular component: cytoplasm. The record is from RefSeq and is a predicted model, not a curated record. Gene Ontology annotation, molecular function: ubiquitin-protein transferase activity; protein binding. Lineage: Eukaryota; Metazoa; Arthropoda; Arachnida; Scorpiones; Buthidae. The transcript is spliced from 17 exons. Bases 706 to 2310 code for a protein of 534 amino acids.